AAUCUGUGUCUCAUUGCAUUUACGUUUCCAUAUCGAUAUGUCUAACAUGGUAUCAGAGCCAUCUACCGGCGAUUCUGAUCGCCUCGGUGUUCGUCUUGAUUCGAAGAACUAUGCGGUGUGGGAGUUUCAAUUCCGCAUCUUUGUUGAAGGCAAGGGUCUUCUACCGAUCCUUGAAGGAACCUCUCCACAGCCGAUCGUCCCACCUGCUACUGAGCAGGCUCUGGAGCGCUGGACUAUGAAUAAUGCUCGGGUGAAAACCUGGCUUCUGGGCUCGAUCGACCCUUCCAUCGUGCUGGGUCUCCGUUUGUUCACUACCGCAGCUGAGAUGUGGUCACACCUCCGCGCAACGUACACGACGUCAAAUACUGCUCGCGAGUUUGAGAUUGAAACUGAAUUGGCGGCUUUAAAACAAGGCGACAUGGAUAUAGCCACCUAUUACAAUCGAUCAGUCCAGCUUUGGACGGAGGAAGACCUCCUGUCAACAUCCCUGCGAUCUGCUGCUCUUUCUGAAGACGUCCGCGCAGAACGAAACCAAUCCCGGUUGCUUCGGUUUCUGAUGAAAUUAAGGCCAGAGUUUGAAUCUGUCCGAUCCUCCCUGCUCAACCGUGAUGACCUCAAGUUUGAGGGGGUUGUCGGGCGCCUCCUGCAAGAAGAAACCCGGCUUCGGACCCAAGAAAAGCUCGAUAUCCGCCCUGGCGCCAGUGAGGCGGUGUUUUCCGCUGAAGCCCGCGCUGCCGAUGACAUCACCGCCUAUGCUGCAACGCGUCCUCAAUUUCAGCAGAGGACCACGGAGCUGACUUGUAGCUUCUGCGAAGAGAAAGGGCAUGUGCAAAAGCUCUGCAAGAAACGCAAUAUUUGCGUCUAUUGUAAACGAUCCGGCCAUAUAAUUAGUGAGUGCCGAACUCUGCAGCGUCGCCAACAAUAUGUCGCACAACCGGGUCGCACGGGGUCAACUUCUUCUCGUCCUGCCCAGGCCGCCUAUGCUGUCCAGCAGGUUGAUACCGCCGCUUCUCCAAUCUCUGUCGAUGCUGUCGAGAAGCUCGUUCAAUCCGCCCUUCAGAAGUCACUUCCAGGCGCCAUUAAUACCGCCUUUGCAGCCCUCCAAGUCUCAGGUAAAGCUAAACCUUGGCUCCUAGACUCGGCUUGUUUUAAUCACAUGACAAGUGAUCCUUUAUCUUUACGCAAUGUUCGACCGGUUAACAAUCUUCGACUUCAAGUGGCCAACGGGGAACAUAUUUCAGUUACAGGUGUUGGGUUGGUUUCCCAGCCGCGGGUUCAAUUGAAUGAUGUGAUGCAUGUCCCGAAACUUACUCCUAAUCUUGUUUCGGUGGGCCAGUUAAUUGAUGAUAACUGCUCGGUUUUGUUCGCACCCUCCGGGUGUUUUGUGCAGGAUCUGACGACGGGGAGGCUGAUCGGAAGAGGGAGUAAGAAGGGUCGCACCUUUACAUUAGAGGAGCUCUCGAGUCGAGGAUGUCUCUCUCCUUCUGAGUCUUUACCGUUACCCCAGGUGUCUAGCGUGUCUCGUCCUAUGUCAUUCUCGAGUACUCCUGUUGUUUUUUCUAGUCAGUCGGAUAAUUCUUGGACCCUUUGGCAUAAUCGGUUAGGUCAUCCCAAUUCCAGUCGUUUACAGUUCAUGUUUAAACAGCAGUUGCUUGGUAAUAAAUCAGUUGUUUGCUCAUCUAAAUUGCCCUGCUCUAGUUGUGUUGAGGCAAAGGUCAAAAGUAUAUCAUUUCCAUCCAGUAGCACAGUCAUCACAGAACCAUUUCAUUUGAUCCACACUGAUUUAUGGGGCCCUUCUCCCAUAACGUCACGAAAUGGCUACAAGUACUUUGCUCUUUUUAUUGACCAUGCUACACGUUACACGUGGGUCUAUUUCCUCCACCUCAAGUCUGACUUAUAUGAGGUUGCUACUGAGUUCUUGACCAUGAUUAGAACCCAAUUUGGCAAAAAUGUGAAAAUCAUUAGAUCCGAUCCCGGCGGAGAGUUUAGCUCAAACCCUUUGCUUGCAUACUACAAGGCGCAUGGUAUUCUGUGUCAAAAGUCCUACCCUGGUGUAUCGCAACAGAAUGGCGUCGUGGAGAGAAAAAAUCGCCAUUCUGUUGAGCUGACACGAGCUCUCCUUCUUGCUUCUUCUGUCCCUACUCGAUUUUGGCCAGAGGCGGUUUCUACUGCCAUUCGAUUGAUCAAUUACCAAGUAACUCCUGUUUUAAACAACCAGAGUCCACAUUUUGCUCUUUAUGGCAACCAUCCUGACUACUCCCGUCUCCGUGUGUUCGGGUGUCUGUGUUUUGUUCUCCUUCCCCGUCGUGAGCGUCAUAAACUCUCUUCGAAAACUGUUCGUUGUGCUUUCCUUGGCUACAGUGACAUUCAUAAGGGUUAUUUGUGCUAUGACCCCUCCCUAGGUCGUAUUCGUAUAGCGUGUCAUGUUGUCUUUUUCGAAAAUGUCAUGUUUUAUGAGUCCUCCUCUUCCGAGUCAGUUUCCUUACUGUUUUCCUCGACUCAUUUGCCCUCUUUUGGUGAUGACAUUGACUAUGAUGGUGCUGAACUCCCUCCCGAUAUGCCUCCCCCCUCACCGACCUCGACACUACCGAUGGACUCGGCUCCACCCUCGCCGACCAGUUCCAGCUCAUCAUCCACGCUGCCCACUGUGUCCUCCCCAGCGGUGACUGCGUCGGCCAGCUCGUCUUCAGCGCCCGGGUCUGCUUCUCCGUCCAGCUCCGCGACGUCCCACCAGCCUCCACCUGCUGCUACUCGCCAUUCACGCCGGGCUAAUUUUGGCCAGCCGCCAGCUCGCUUUGGUGACUUUGUGGCCCAUGCUGUCGCCUUCAUUCCCAUACCUACGAGGUAUUCUCAGGCCAAGGGUAACCCGGACUGGGACAAUGCCAUGACUGAGGAGUUUAAUGCCCUUGAUGCCAAUCAUACUUGGACGAUUGUUGAUCGUCCCCCGCCAGGUGUCCCCGUUGUUGGCUGUCGAUGGUUAUAUAAUCUCAAGUUCCACCCAGAUGGCAGCCUUGAACGCCAUAAGGCUCGGGUUGUGGCACAGGGAUUCACACAGGAGUAUGGGAUCGAUUUCGAUGAGACAUUUGCACCGGUGGCCAAGAUGCAGACCGUUCGAACCUUGCUUGCAGUUGCUGCUCUCCGCAAUUGGCCGCUUUAUCAGCUCGACAUUAAAAAUGCGUUCCUUCACGGGGACUUGAAGGAGGUUGUUUACAUGGAGAUUCCUCCCGGUUAUCCCAGCGGCUCCCCCGAUCAGGUCUGUCUUCUUCAUCGCUCCCUGUAUGGCUUGAAGCAAGCUCCUCGAGCUUGGUUCGAGAAAUUUCAGUAUACCAUUCUGAGCUUCGGAUUCCAGCAGAGUCAAAAUGAUCCAUCCUUAUUCACUCAGUCCACUUCUCGUGGUCGUGUUGUCUUGCUGAUUUACGUUGAUGACAUGAUUGUCACGGGUGAUGAUGAUAUUGGUAUUGCGCAGCUUAAAGCUAAUCUCCGGGCCGCGUUCAGUCUAAAGGACCUUGGCUCCCUUUCCUAUUUUCUUGGUAUUGAAGUUCACAGGUCUAACCGUGGCAUCCUCCUUAGUCAGCACAAGUAUGUUAAUGAUUUACUUGAGGAACAUCGAUUUGCGGAUUGUAUGCCGGUUCGUACCCCGAUUGAGCUCAAUCUUAAGUUGGGGAAAGAGUCUGGUGAGCUAUUGGCCGAUAGUCGUCUAUACCGGAGUAUCGUGGGCAGUCUCAUCUAUCUUGUCGCUACUCGGCCGGAUAUAGCUUAUGCAGUGCAGUUGGUUAGUCAGUUCAUGGCUGCUCCUCGUGUUGAUCAUAUGGCUGCAGUUCAUCGGAUUCUUUGAUAUCUCCAGGGGACGCAUGAUGUUGGUUUGUUCCUUCCAUCCUCUGGUGAUUUAUGCUUACGUGCUUACUCUGAUUCGGAUUAUGCAGGCUGUAUAGAUACCCGACGGUCCACGAUAGGCUGGUGCAUUCAGUUAGGUGAUGCCUUUAUCUCUUGGAAAUGUAAGAAGCAAGACAAGGUCUCCAAAUUGUCCACGGAUGAUGAAUACCGUGCCAUGUCUGAUGCUGGUUCUGAAUUGGAGUGGUUGCACCGUCUGUUGGGUGAUCUUGGGGUUCGCAUUCCCUCUCCUAUGACCUUGCACGUGGAUAACACCAGUGCCAUCCAGAUUGCUGUUAAUCCCGUUCUCCAUAACCGCACGAAGCAUAUUGAGGUCCA
This is a messenger RNA of Linum trigynum, 4209 nucleotides long. The record is from the annotation of a GenBank genome assembly. NCBI's taxonomy places the organism in Eukaryota, Viridiplantae, Streptophyta, Magnoliopsida, Malpighiales, Linaceae.